Messenger RNA from Parnassius mnemosyne (clouded apollo), 3178 nucleotides. The record is from the annotation of a GenBank genome assembly. Lineage: Eukaryota; Metazoa; Arthropoda; Insecta; Lepidoptera; Papilionidae.
AGUAGGAUAGUUGCUCAUUUCGCGAUGUAGACGCUCACUAAAGUCGGAUUUUAUGAUAGUCCAAUAAAAAAAAAUCUUGAUAUUUUACAUACGUGCGUCCAGCGAAGCCAGCAGGUAUCAGCCAGUAUUUUUUUUAUUUAUACCAUUUCUACACAAGUAAACAAACCAAAACACAUUUCAUCUGAUAGCAGUUGUAGUGUUAGCAGUAAAAAUGUUCACUCGUACCGUCGCUCACAGGUCACGUAUUGGUCAACGUCCAGCUGAUCUAACCCAUAUGAAAAAAUAACGUUUUUUUUUUAAUUGAAGUGAAAUUUCUUUAUCAACGUAGUGGAAAAAAUUACUACCGCCAGGGCUGCAUGUUUAUACUAUUUAUUGUAAGUAUUUAACCUACUUAUCUUCUUCUACCUCUAUACAUAUAAUAAAAUGUAAAUAACCGAUGUCUAUACAUUUUAGAUUUAUAUAAUAAAAGUGAUUGUGAGGUACUAAAAAUAAGUAAUUAAAUACAUUUCUACCAUUUUUAGAAUUUUCUGUCUGUCUGUCUGUUUGUUUGUUAACGUAUCACGUAUAAAGUACCAAUUUAUAUCAUAAGAAUCGUUAAAGAAAUUAUAAAGUGUAUCUUCAGGUUAAAUUUAGUCUUUAUUUCAUUAAAAUUAGUUCAUUCCAUCAAAAGUUAUGAUAAAUAUUCUGAAAUAUGGGUACUAAGUAUAGGUACGAAUUUGUUCAAUAGUGGCGUUGGAUGAGUCAUCAAGUACAUUUAAAAAUUAAUAUCAUAUUAUAAAUCAUAAUUAAAUGAUGUAAAAUAAUGUUCUAUAAUGAUAUAAUUAUAUCUAAACGCAGUAAACAAAAGUAUUACAUAAAGAACGUAAUAAAUAUUGUAAAUAACAGCCCAGAUUUAAGACGUUAUUAAUGUUGAAUAUCCUUUAAGACGAUCUAUGUAGUUAUUUAAGUUUUAGUCACGUAAGCUUACAAUGGGGAUCCACACGCAAAGCUAAUCGUAGAGGGCACCAGCGGCGCCAUGGCUGCUGUCAAAUUGUUGUAGAUUAGUUUACAUGAGGAGAUUUUGCUUUUCUUUGUAUUGAAACUGGUUGACCAUCGAUCAUUUUAAGAUGUAUUGUACCUGGAAGCUUAAAGAAUUGAAAGACGAACUAAAAAAACGAGGAGCGAAGAUAACUGGAAAGAAAUCAGAUCUUGUUGAGAGGUAGGCUUGUAUCUACUAAAAUAUUAUACACCUGUAGACAUAUAUAUACAAGUUAAGGAUUUGGAGCUAGUUUUGUUUGGAACGUGUUAAUUAUUUCUUGAUCAAUGUUAGGAAAAUUUAGAGAACAUUACUCAAAUCAUAAAUGGUAUUUUUUGCUUUUAGGUUAGAAUCAUAUGACCGAAAUUUUAAUUUCGGCAAUCAAAGCCCUGUAGCUUCUCAAAGUCAAGCAAUUGAUGUUCCUGCUGUGGAACUUUACCAGGACGUUAAUAGCUGCACGAUAUUGCCAAAGAUUACCAAAAAACAUAUUCAAAGUUAUUUUGAUAGAUUCAAUAAAAAUAUCAGUGAUGCAGUAAAAUUGUAUGAAUCAAGAUACAUACUUAAAAGGUUUUUGCAAGGCAUCUAUGAAACAACUACAAUAUGAGGUAAACAUCAAAUUAAAUAAUGAUGGAAUGCCUGAAGAAGCAACAUGUGAAUGUGCAGCAGGAGAAGGCAAAGAAGCCCAUUGUAAACAUGUAGCUGUGGUACUUAUUGCUGCUGAAAAUAUUGUUAAGGAAAAAAUAAUACUGCUACAUGAAGUUACGACAUCACAACUUCAAACGUUUCAUAAGCCUACAAAAAAAUAUUAUGCCACACCAUUGCGAGCCUCCAGAUUGCCAUCCAAAAGGGAUUUACAUAACAUUGUUUACUCUCCAUAUUUAAAACAAAACCCUUAUUUUGAUAAAAAGGCAUUCCAAUGCAGGUUUCAGUCCCUGAUUUUAAAUUAUCCACUCUCAUCGAUGCCCCUUAAACAAUUAUUUCCAGCAGCUAACCAACGAGCAAUAUGUUUAGAUCAUAAAUAUAUGGAAAAAAGUGCACAGGAUGUUUUUUUAGAAUCCAUUAAUUUACAAAAUUUAACUGAAGAAAGAUUAGUGGAAAUCGAACUGGAGACUAGAGGACAAAGUUUCAAUCCAAAGUGGCAUGAGUAUCGACAAACGCACAUCACAUCAAGUAUAUUUCACACUGUGUGCCAUUUGAGAAGUGAAACUUUAGUAAAAUAUUGUAACCAAAUAUUAAAUAAAAAUCUAGUCCAAACAAGAGCGAUGGCACACGGGAUGAUUAAUGAAAAAGUAGCCAUUAAAAAAUAUAUGGAGAUUUAUGGGGUGGUUGUUGAAGAGUGUGGAUUAUUUUUGUCUCAGGAACGACCUUAUCUAGGAGCAUCUCCAGAUGGCUUACUAGGAUCGGAAACAAUAAUUGAAGUAAAAUGCCCUUAUGCUUCCAGAAACCAAGAAAUCGGUCCUCUUACAGUACCUUACCUACAAUUUGAUUACAAUGGACAACUUACUUUAAAAAAAACUAAUAUUUAUUACUAUCAAAUUCAAGGGCAAUUAUAUGUAACAAAAAGAAAAUUUUGUAAUUUAUUAGUUUUUACCUAUAAAAGUUUAAAAGUAAUAUUUAUUGAACGUGAUGAACAGUUCAUUACGGAUAUGUUGAGAAAACUUGAUUAUUUUUAUUACAACUUCUUUAAAAAUGCUGUAACCAACAAAUAUUUUUUUAAGGAUUAAGAUUUUAUAAUAUGCUAGGGCUGAAUCUGAAUGAGAGGGUGAGAAAUUGUGUGAUAAGAGAAAAGUGUGUUUUAAAAUGUGAUGUUGUGAACAGGAUUAAGAAAGAAAUUCUUUGGUGGUUUGGUCGUGUGGAAAGAAUGAACAAGGAAAGAGUGACAAAGCAAAUUUAUAUAACAGAUGUGAACAGCAGAGUCGGGAAGGGAUGCCCUAGACUAAGGUUUAUCGACCAAAUUGGAAAUAAAUUGAAAAUGGGCCAGAUUAACAGAACCCUUAACCAACGAGCAUGUAUGACUGUAUGUAUAUGGAUGUAAAGGAGGCGAGAGAGAGGUGUGUCAGGAUUGUGUUAAAUGGAAGUCCGUAGUCUCUGUUUACCCCUCUGGAUAACAAGCGUGUUUAUAUUGUUUUUUAAGAUUUUAUAAUAAACUAUAUGAACAGUUAU